AUGGCGUCUUCAUCGCUCUCCUCUCUCUCGGCAAUUCUGCAAAAACCGCACCGUGCCAUCGCCAUUCAAAGACGAUGCUGCUGCUUUACCCUGAAACUCUUCUCCUCCAAAACCGUCCGAGCUGCGUAUCCUCACCGCCAUUGGAGCCAGCGGCAGCUCAAAGGAAGCAGCUUUGCUCUAAAUCUCUGCAGGAGCUUUUCUCAGUCGCACCUUCCUUCUACAGCCAAAUCCGAAGGCCCUGGGCUUCAUCACUUCGUUGCCCAAGCAUCUCUCUCCGCUUUGCAGACUCAGCCUGAUGUUGUAGCAGCUAAUGAAGUUAUCACAGAAGAAACGGAAACCCCUGCCAAAGGGCGUAUAUAUCACGAGACAUAUGGUUGCCAAAUGAAUAUCAGUGAUAUGGAAGUUGUGUUGUCCGUAAUGAAGAAUGCUGGAUAUAGAGAAACUGUAGACAACCCAGAAGCUGCUGAGAUCAUAUUCAUAAACACUUGUGCUAUCCGGGACAAUGCGGAGCAAAAGGUGUGGCAGAGGCUUAAUUACUUUUGGUUUCUAAAGAGACAAUGGAAGCGCAAUGUUGCCCAAGGAAGGGCACAGUCGAUUCAUCCUCCAAAGGUGGUUGUAUUGGGAUGUAUGGCUGAGCGGCUGAAGGAGAAGAUACUAGACUCAGAUAAAAUGGUUGAUGUGGUUUGUGGACCAGAUGCAUAUAGAGAUUUGCCUAGGUUGCUUCAAGAGGUUGACUAUGGACAGAAGGGGAUUAAUACUCUUCUUUCACUUGAAGAGACCUAUGCUGAUAUCAGCCCAGUUAGAAUCAUGAAGAAUUCAGUCACUGCAUUUGUGUCUGUGAUGAGGGGUUGUAACAAUAUGUGUUCAUUCUGCAUAGUUCCAUUUACUAGAGGGAGAGAAAGGUCACGUCCUGUGGAAUCGAUUGUGAAAGAGGUUGGAGAGCUAUGGGAAGAAGGCGUGAAAGAGGUUACACUUCUUGGCCAGAAUGUGAACAGCUAUAAUGACGAAUCAGGAGUUGAACAAGAAGUUGAAGCAGGUUCCAACUGGAAGUACAGUGAAGGGUUCUCAAGCAUGUGCAAGGUUAAGAACGUGGGUUUACGUUUCUCAGAUCUCCUGGAUCGGCUUUCUACCGAGUUCCCAGAGAUGCGGUUCAGAUACACAUCGCCGCACCCCAAAGAUUUCCCUGAUGACUUGCUCCAUGUAAUGAGGAACAGGCAUAAUGUUUGUAAUUUCAUCCAUUUACCAGCGCAAAGUGGGAGUAGCAGAAUGAUAGAAAGAAUGCGCCGCGGAUACACUAGAGAGGCUUACUUGGAACUGGUGGAGAAGAUAAGGAGAACUAUUCCGGAUGUUGGCAUAAGCAGUGAUUUCAUAUGUGGUUUCUGCGGAGAAACAGAAGAAGACCACAAAGAAACACUGAGCCUGGUGAGUACGGUGGGCUACGAUAUGGCUUUCAUGUUUGCAUACAGCAUGAGGGAGAAAACCCAUGCUCACAGAAACUAUGCAGAUGAUGUCCCUGAAGAAGUCAAGCAGAGAAGACUGACGGAGCUGAUCGAGAUAUUCCGUGAAAGCACAGGCCAGUGCUAUGACUCCCAAAUCGGAAGCAUCCAACUUGUCCUUGUAGAAGGACCCAACAAGAGAGCUCCCGAGACGGAGCUUAUGGGCAAGAGUGACAGAGGCCACCGAGUUUCAUUCGUCACUGUGCCAGUUCCAAACAGGACCGCCGAAGACGCUGCUGAUCAGCAGCAGCAAAGGAAUCCUGUUGUUGGUGACUAUGUCGAAGUUCGGAUCUUGAGAUCCUCACGCGCCUCGCUUUAUGGCGAGGCACUUGCCAUCACUAAGCUGAGCUUGUUUUACAGUAACACGGUGGAGAACGAGGCUGUGGCCUGUGCUGUCUGA
Molecule: messenger RNA, 1896 nt
Organism: Linum trigynum
Lineage: Eukaryota; Viridiplantae; Streptophyta; Magnoliopsida; Malpighiales; Linaceae
Source: the annotation of a GenBank genome assembly